AUGUGCUCAUAUAAACAGCUCAGAUUUCUUUCAGUUCCUGAGCAUAUUGGAAUGUUCUCAUAUAAACAGCUCAGAUUUCUUUCAGUUCCUGAGCAUAUUGCUUUACUUUGCUACUUUGUUCCUUUGGUUUUGAAUUGCAGAGAAACAAUAGAAGAGCUUGGAAAGGAAUCUAACAAGCUUAUGAUGCAUUUGCUGAGUAUAAUAUCUGAAGAUUUGGGGAUGCCAACUGAGGGUCUGGGCGAGGAAUUUGCAGGCUACAAUCUUUAUCCGCCAUGCCCACAUCCAGAUAAGGUGCUCGGCACUCAUGCACACACAGACCAUGGUACAAUUACUAUUCUUGUUCAAGAUAAUGUGUGUGAUGGCUUACAAGUUGAGAAAAAAAGUGGGGGUUGGAUCUCUGUUGCUCCUCUUCCUGGAGCUCUUGUUAUCGAUCUUGGCGAGUCCCUUGUGGUAAAGCAGGACAUUAAAGGGCUCAAAGAGGACUAUUUGGAACUGUUUGAACCUAGAUACUUAGCCCGUGCAGAAAUUGAAAUGUCUCCAAUCAACUGGGAUGAGGAGGAGAAAUAUGAUAUACAAUUAAGGACAAAAAGAGUUUUGGAGAGGACCAUGGCAUGGGUUGCCAGGAAGAAAGCCAUGAAAUUAGGUGGUCUAAUUCUAUAA
Molecule: messenger RNA, 660 nt
Organism: Cryptomeria japonica (Japanese cedar)
Lineage: Eukaryota; Viridiplantae; Streptophyta; Pinopsida; Cupressales; Cupressaceae
Product: oxoglutarate-dependent flavonoid 7-O-demethylase 1-like
Exons: 2
Coding region: 1-660 (219 amino acids)
Source: RefSeq, a predicted model, not a curated record